Messenger RNA from Neltuma alba, 2331 nucleotides. RefSeq lists its product as uncharacterized. NCBI's taxonomy places the organism in Eukaryota, Viridiplantae, Streptophyta, Magnoliopsida, Fabales, Fabaceae. Bases 1 to 2331 code for a protein of 776 amino acids. The record is from RefSeq and is a predicted model, not a curated record. Gene Ontology annotation, biological process: proteolysis. Gene Ontology annotation, molecular function: cysteine-type peptidase activity. The transcript has 8 exons.
AUGGAGUUACAAGUACAAGUAGAAGGACAAGGAGAGGGAAGUGGACAAGUGAAGAGUGGGUACAUGCUGUUUCUGCAUGAAUUUAAGGCGGGCAAAGAGUUUAGGAAUAGGAGAGAAGAAGUUAGGGAGGGAGCAAAGGCAUGGAGGGAGCUGCCACCAGAGGAGAGGAAGAAGUAUAAUGAUAAAGUGAACAAACCAAAGAAGCAAGGGACGAAGAAGAAGCGGAUGAAAAAAGUUGCUUUUAGCACUCGUUGCUCAGUCCGGCAAUACAAGUCAUUGGUGGAAUUUAUAAAUAGCAAUGACAGAUUGAAAGCCAAGGUACAAAGUUUGGGAUUUGCAAGUUUGCUUGACAUGGGAUGUGAGAGACUCCCUCGUGACCUCAUAGUACGCAUUCUUCGAGCAUAUGAUCCGCCUACUCAUCAAUUUACAAUAAGGGGGAAGAUCAAGGAAAUUGAUGCACAAGAUGUUGCGGAGUUGUUGGAGGUACCCCACACAGGGGAAAAGGUAAGAACGGAUGUGGAUGAUGAUGAUGAAACAUACAAGAGGUUGAAGAAUGAAUAUGGUAAAGUCUCUUUUACCAAGAUACUCAAAGACAUUAAAUCUGGGGAGAAUGAGGAGAAUUUUGAGUUCUUGUUCAUGCUGUACACACUUGGGAGUUUUCUAGCUCCUACCUCACAAACAACAGUGAGUGACAAGCUAGUGAGGGUGAUGUGUUGUACUAUGCAUGAAUUUCACCAAUUUGAUUGGGCCACAUACAUUGUGAACAACUUGUGGAAAGAGAUGGAAGAUUAUGUUGAAGUGUAUAGAAACGUAGGGGAAGACAAUGAUGAAGGGAGUUGCAACGUCGGAGGAUGCAUCUACCUCUUAUUGUUAUAUCUUGCUGAGCGCUUCCCAUUAUCUAAAUCUGUUAGAGAUGGGUCAAUAAGUGCUAUUCAAUUCUGGACUGAUGAGAGGAUAAAGGAGAUGACAAAGAAGGAAAGGCGGAGCAACAGAGGCCUAUUGUAUAAGCAGAAGGGCUCGAAAGUUAGGGUUGGAGAUGAGGAGAGAAGAAGGAGAAGUGUCGCUGACUUACACCCGGAGUUGCAAAGCUUACAUCAAAAGUUGAUGGCUGUAAUUGAUUUAAGCUACAAGAGACUUGUUAGUGCAGUAGAGGAUGAGCUACAUAAGGUGCACAUAACGAUGGAGGAAAAUCAUACUGUGGGAGAUGAGGGCCCUAGUGAAGUUGGAGCUGAAUAUAAGGGAGAAGAUGAAGCUGAUGAUGGUGAUGAUGAAAAUGAGGGAGAUGAUGAUGAUGGACAGGACUCAGGACACAUACCUCAUCAUGGAGAUGACUCGGACGAGGCUGACAUGGUUGAUGUUGAGGAAGAAGGAAUACAAGCAGGAGAUAUGGAUUCCCUUGAUGUUUCCCCCAUGGACAAGAAUGCACAGCCCAGGAGAUCACAGAGGGAGGUGAAGUCGGCCAUAAAUUCUCCAUGGAUUUUGACGAUGCCUGUGAAGAGGAAGAAGAGGAAUAUGGAGGAAAAGGACAAGUUUUUUAACAUGAUAUCCCGCAUGUGUUCAAGGCAGGAGGGUGAUGUGACUUUAGUUAAAAUAUCUGAUGAGGAUAUCACUCGAGAUCAGCUAAGGACACUUGGAGGAAUUGAGAGAAUAGGUAACCGGCUUAUGUUAGUUGUGUGCAAGACUUUACUGGCUGAUAUGAAGAGCGAAGGAGAAGUCAAGCGACACAUAUUUGAUGCUGACUUUAUGGCAAUACUAGCUGCGAACCCAUCUCGGUGGGAUGCUAGAAAACGAGAAAAGCAGUUGCUGCCUGAAUAUGUCGGUUACAACAUAGGAGACUGUGACUUGAUAUUUGGACCUACACUUGUUGGUGCUCACUGGUUUUGUCUUGUGCUUGAGCCUAAGACAAUGAAUUUCUAUGUGCUGGACUCAAUGAAGCCAAGUUUUCCUGCUAAGAAGAGUAAGAAGAAAGGUGCAGCUGAUGAUGAUAUGAUGACUGUGGUGACCGGAUGUAGGGAUCGAUUUUAUGAUAUGAUUGAGAUAGUAAAGCCCAAUACCAUUGGAAAGAAGCAGAUGAGUGACAUUAUUUGGGCCCCUGUUCCUCAACAGAACAAUCUGCGAGACUGUGGCGUUCAUGUUUUAAUAUGGUUGAGCAAAUGGGAGCCCGGUGUGACGCUUGACUACGGUGAAGAACAUGUUGCUGAUUUCCGACGAAACCUAAUGUGGUGGCUUGUUAAUCAUGAGCUCAAUUCAAGACGUGAAGAAGCAUUGAACUUGCUGUCAUCCCCAGAACCCACACCGAGGAAAAGCAGCGUGCAUCACGGCAGUAAAUGA